Molecule: messenger RNA, 1725 nt
Organism: Trichoderma gamsii
Lineage: Eukaryota; Fungi; Ascomycota; Sordariomycetes; Hypocreales; Hypocreaceae
Exons: 2
Coding region: 1-1725 (574 amino acids)
Biological process (GO): positive regulation of transcription by RNA polymerase II
Cellular component (GO): nucleus
Molecular function (GO): DNA-binding transcription factor activity, RNA polymerase II-specific; zinc ion binding; transcription cis-regulatory region binding
Source: RefSeq, a predicted model, not a curated record
AUGCCUCGUCCUCGGAAGCAAGUCACAAGAUCGUUUUCCGCUUGCUGGACAUGUCGCCGACGGCGCGUCAAGUGCAGCGGUGCAGGUCUACCAUGCAAGCAGUGCAAGAAAUGCAGGCUUGAGUGUGAAGGGUACAGCAUCCAGCUUGUUUGGGUAGACCAAAAGACCGGCACCUAUCCUCCAUUUUCUCGAAGAAGCAUGGAUUUUGAGCAAACAUGGCGUGGCUGGCCGUCUUUCAGUGACGAUCACCUUCAGCGCCUGAUCGAGGAGAUGGAUAGCGUCGACCUUCCGAUUGCGGACCACUCGCUGCCCUUGAGCCCCUUUACAGUAUUUCAUUCGACAAAGCAAGCCGACCCCUCAAUCUUGGAUCGUCCCACUGCAAAAAAGCCCGAUUUAAAUUUACAAGAUUUUGCAUCUUCAACAGAUUCUUCUCAGUCAGAGAGCCCCCCCACGCCGUACAUCGAAGCUUUUUGUUCUCUACUCCGGCCCCUUACACCAACCAUAUAUGAUUGUUUAUCAUCGUCACGAGAUGAGGCCACAAUAUUUCACCACUACGUAACAUGGAUAGCUCCUAUUAUGAUUCCAGUGGACAGCACGAAUAACCCCUGGAAAUCUGUUUAUCCAUCGACAGCACUGCAAGAUUCAUCUCCGGCUUCACGAGCUUUGUAUCAUGCGAUCAUCGCUCAGUCUGCAUUUAACUUGGCGAAUCUGUACAAAGAAAACCGACAGAUACAUCAUCAAAAACAGUCAGUCGCGCUGGAGCACUACGGUGCUUCAUUAAGAGAGCUCAGUCAAACCCUGAGUUGUACGAAAGAAGCGGAAUACAAUGCCUGCGCUGCUACUCUAUAUACAUUAAUGAUCUCUGAGGGUCAAGCAAGAGAUUCGGUCGCUUGGAGGAGUCACUUCCACGGAGCCGGAAGUUUUGUGACUCAGUUUGUUCGGCAAAAGCCGUGGGCUCAGUCCACGCACUCUUGGGUAAUAUCUCAAAGCAUCGCCCUUUCAUUCGAGAUUUCACAAACUGGAAAUGCCAAGCCUCACAAUCGCUCCCCCAUCACCGAAAUUCUUUUCGAAGGCGUCGCUUUGCGCCGAAACUUUGGGUAUACGAUCGGUGCAAGCUGCGAUGUUUUGCGCAUAAUUUCAUCAACUAGACUAUUCAUGGAACGGAUUGCGCAUGGCGAUGUCCCUGAGAAUCUCUGGAUUAUUGUUCAGAGUUAUAUAGCCGAAUUGUUGCCUGAAAAUGACGCGCAAUGCGCGAUUGAUCUGGAUAUUCCCGAACGGGAGAAUAUUGUGAAAUUAUUACCUAGAACGGAGCAGUUUAGGUUCUUGGAUUGUCUUCAUCUUCGACUUUUCCGUACAGCGGCUCUGAUUUAUAUAUACCAAGCCAUUCUCAAGGUUCCUCCACGCGGUGUCAGCAAGUAUGUCAGAUCGGUCUUGCUAGAUGCUAUGACAUUCAUCCACAUUCGGGGAGGUGCCAUAUCGAUGUGGCCUGUCUUUAUUGCUGCUACAGAGGCCACAGAUGAAGCAGACCAACAAAUAGUUGAACAUUGGCUAGCAGUGUCAAGCCAACUUGGAAUCCCAAACCGCCUGGUAGCUGGAACAGUUAUUCGCCAGAUAUGGCAUGAUCGAGCACAAGAAGCCCUCGCAAAGGGCGUCGAACCAGAUCAGGUCGUGUUAGACUGGAAAGCAGUUCAACAGCGAUUGGGAGUCGACCUAUUGCUUUUGUGA